CGACCCCCUGCCGCUCCUCCCGUGGCGCCGCCGGACCGCCGCCCCUCCCCACCCCGCCGUCCGCCGUCCUGCCCCACGCCGCGCGGCCCUCACCCACCGACGGCAUCGAUUGCGGCACGGCGGUGCUCCUGCGGCGGCGGCGACGACGCGGUCGGGCGCUGCUGGUGACCACGGCUUCUUCGAGGCCCCGCGGAAUCUCGACAAGGAUACAUUCCAAGUAAGAAACUGUCAGUCAUCUAGCAGUCGGUACCUCUGACCUUCAAUGGCGCAGCCAUCGGCUAAAAAGACGCUGUCGGUGUACCUGUACAUCCCUAACAUCAUUGGAUAUUUCAGGAUCAUCAUGAACUUCAUUGCAUUUGCUGUGUGCUAUACCAACAGAACACUCUUUGCUAUCCUGUACUUCUUCAGCUUCUUCUGUGAUGGCUUGGAUGGUUGGUUUGCCAGGAGGUUCAAUCAAGCAUCAACAUUUGGAGCUGUGUUGGACAUGGUAACAGAUAGGGUUAGCACUGCUUGUUUGUUGGCGCUUCUCUCACAGUUUUACAGACCUGGCUUGGUUUUCAUACUGUUACUUGGGUUGGACAUCACAAGCCACUGGUUUCAAAUGUACAGUUCUUUCCUAUCAGGUAAGACUAGCCACAAGGAUGUGAAGCACACAGGCAAUGGACUUUUGAAGUUAUAUUAUGGAUAUCGGCCCUUCAUGGCGUUCUGUUGUGUUGCUUCUGAGGUUCUGUACAUUAUCCUGUUUCUCUAUGCUGACGCGAUGUCCACAAGCUUGCUUAAUACGUGCAGAGGUAUUCUGAAGGAAAGUCCCCUCGUUGUCUUCAUGUUCAUUUCAACUCUAAUUGGGUGGGCACUCAAACAAGUGAUUAAUGUCAUCCAGAUGAAAACAGCAGCAGAUGCUUGUGUGGCGUACGAUUCGAAAAGAGGCAAGUGAGCAAAAAGGACCAUGUUUUAGUUUUCAUUUGCGCGGGCAUAUUCAAGAAAAACAUACCGUCAGGCGGGCUUGGUUGUAAGGCACAUAUGGUGGCUCCUUGAUGUAUCUUUUAACAUGUCUCCGGUCCGAGGGUCGACAUUCUGGGGGGAAAGCAGCAUGUGGAAAGAAAAGGGAGAACUGCUUUUUUUAACAAAAACACAGGGAUCGACAAGCUCUGUAUUGUGUAUGUCUUUUCUACAUGAUGAUACGAUCUUUCUUUGCGUAGCAGCCUCGUGCUUUGGUUACUAGUACUAGGCCAGAAAUGAUGAUGGUGCCUCCCUCCCGUUGUACCAGUGUACAUGCCAACAUUUACUUGGUUAUUUUCUUUGUGGUUUGUAAGCUGCCUGGGAAUUGUUUUUCCUCAUUCUGCAUGAAAGUUUGCUUGGAAAUUUUCUUUAAAAA
Triticum dicoccoides is the source of this 1375-nucleotide messenger RNA. Its product is annotated as probable CDP-diacylglycerol--inositol 3-phosphatidyltransferase 2. NCBI's taxonomy places the organism in Eukaryota, Viridiplantae, Streptophyta, Magnoliopsida, Poales, Poaceae. Gene Ontology annotation, biological process: phosphatidylinositol biosynthetic process. Gene Ontology annotation, cellular component: membrane; Golgi apparatus. The record is from RefSeq and is a predicted model, not a curated record. The transcript has 11 exons. Gene Ontology annotation, molecular function: CDP-diacylglycerol-inositol 3-phosphatidyltransferase activity. Bases 263 to 934 code for a protein of 223 amino acids.